UCAACAAAACAAAUGUGCACGACAUUAUAUUCGAGACAAAUACGAAAUUGUUUUUAUUUAUUUAGAAAAUCAUGACAGAAAUUUCAAUUGGUGGUGAUACAAAAAAAUUAGAAUUAAAUUGUAAUAAGAAAUUAAGCGGAUUUGUGAGCAAAUUAAAUCAGUAUGCAAUUAAUCUGAAGAAACAUUCGACGGAGCUGAAACAAAUCGCAGGAGAUUUGGUGAUGAAAUCACAACAACUACAGAAAUUGGAAAAUAUCAAACCGGAGAAUUUGCGAUGUUAUUCUAUGGACCAAAGAGACAGAGUCUUGGCAGAGAUUUUGUAUCAAAUGAAUCAAAAAGUUAUUACUGCCAAUCAAUUAAUCAAAGAGGUAGAGGAAUUUCACACUGAAUUGAAGGUAGAUUUUCAAAACCUUUCGGCCUCCGCAUGUUCACUUCAAAUAAUCACAACCGAAGGUUCGAUAAUAGCCGGUGAUCACAAGCAAAAACCAAUAUCCUAUUACUUGGAGGAGGCAUGCCAAAUCUUGUACACAUGGAAACUUUACCAGCAAUCCUUAAAUCUGUCGCUGUCUCAAAUCGAAGUGAGAAACGAUGAAUCAAUCAGGCAAUUCGAGACCGUAACUCAAUUGAAUGCGAGUCUAUCAAUGAAUCUCGACCGAUAUUUGCUAUUUUCAACAUUUUUGCUCGCACAGAAGUGAAAUUCGAAACGUUGCGCAUUUCAAUUCAAAGAGAUUGCAAUAUUGUGAUAAUUUUGUUUGUUGCUUUUAUUUUUUUGAGCUGUACAAAUAAAAUCCGACAAAAAUAAAUAAC
Molecule: messenger RNA, 807 nt
Organism: Contarinia nasturtii (swede midge)
Lineage: Eukaryota; Metazoa; Arthropoda; Insecta; Diptera; Cecidomyiidae
Exons: 3
Coding region: 72-695 (207 amino acids)
Source: RefSeq, a predicted model, not a curated record